Pneumocystis jirovecii RU7 is the source of this 827-nucleotide messenger RNA. RefSeq names its product TATA-box-binding protein. Gene Ontology annotation, biological process: DNA-templated transcription initiation. The transcript has 5 exons. NCBI's taxonomy places the organism in Eukaryota, Fungi, Ascomycota, Pneumocystomycetes, Pneumocystales, Pneumocystaceae. The record is from RefSeq and is a predicted model, not a curated record. The coding region runs from base 58 to 783 and encodes 241 amino acids. Gene Ontology annotation, molecular function: DNA binding; RNA polymerase II general transcription initiation factor activity.
UCUGAUCACUGCGGGCCUCGACCCGUUUCCUCUGCGUAGACUCCCGGCGCACUGGGAAUGCAGAAUCCGCUUGCUGUUCCAUUAUCGGCCGUUGAGGCUGCGUCCUUCAUGGCGCCCUCUUCUCUCUCUUUUCCUUCGAGUCACAUCUUGAUGUCCGGUGCUGUCUAUUCCGCCCAGGACGACAAAAGGCCUGCCCCUUCCGCCCCUCCCUCCGGCCCCCCCGCUUUUGCCGGCGUUUCUGGCAUCGUGCCCACCCUCCAAAACAUCGUUGCCACCGUCAACCUUGACUGCCGCCUCGACCUCAAGACGAUUGCCCUCCAUGCCCGCAACGCUGAGUAUAACCCAAAGAGAUUCGCUGCUGUCAUCAUGCGUAUCCGAGAGCCCAAGACUACCGCACUCAUUUUUGCCUCUGGCAAGAUGGUGGUCACCGGCGCAAAGUCUGAGGACGACUCCAAGCUUGCUUCCCGCAAAUAUGCCCGCAUCAUCCAGAAGCUCGGCUUCAACGCCAAGUUCACCGAUUUCAAGAUCCAAAACAUCGUGGGCUCCUGCGACGUUAGAUUCCCCAUCCGCCUCGAGGGCCUUGCCUAUUCCCAUGGCACCUUUUCCUCUUACGAGCCUGAGCUCUUCCCGGGUCUCAUCUACCGUAUGGUCAAGCCAAAGAUCGUCCUGCUCAUCUUUGUCUCGGGUAAGAUCGUCCUCACCGGCGCCAAGGUCCGCGAGGAGAUCUACCAGGCGUUUGAGGCCAUCUAUCCCGUGCUUAACGAGUUUCGCAAGAGCGCCUAGCCUGUAUGUACAUAGCGCCAGACGGCGAAAUGUUUGCAAACACA